This is a messenger RNA of Mya arenaria, 4969 nucleotides long. RefSeq names its product neural proliferation differentiation and control protein 1-like. The record is from RefSeq and is a predicted model, not a curated record. NCBI's taxonomy places the organism in Eukaryota, Metazoa, Mollusca, Bivalvia, Myida, Myidae. The transcript has 8 exons. Bases 104 to 1105 code for a protein of 333 amino acids. Gene Ontology annotation, cellular component: membrane.
CCACUUCAUUCAUUGACGUCAACAAACAAAUGAGGAUCAAUAUGGAAGUUGUUUCUAAAGGAGAUAAAAUGUAGAAAAUUAAAGGAAUUAACGGUUAAUAACGAUGUAUUUCUUUCCAGUGUUAGUAGGAAUUCUCUUUUAUGUUCAAGGUCCGCAUUGUUACGUCGCUGGAACGAGAAAUGCAGGAGCAGCAGACCUAGAGGAUGUGAUACAGGAUGAGAGUCUGUUCCGGGAGAUCGAGCAGCGCAUCCUGGCUGAGCAGAGAUACAGGCAGAUGCAGAGACAGGCUAUGGAGAGUGGUUUGUACAGGCCUGCAGGGAAAUCUGGCAGUUCUUUCAAGUACCGUACCAAUAGUAACGGCAAUGACCUCGCAGUUGAGGACACAAACCUUGAAGAUCAGGGUGAUAACUUCAAAGUUGAGGACACAAACCUUGCAGAUGAGGGGACAAACUUUGCCGAAGAGUUUCCAACUGGCGCCAACAAAGAACAAGAUCCUGUGAAGGAUCAAGAUCCUGUAAAGGAGGACCCGACCCCAGCCACGCCAAAGAAGGAGGGGGAUAACCCCCCUGUCCCUUCAACCCAGAACUACUCCAACCCCCUCCCCCCACAGCACCACCGCCAGGACGCCACCGUCAUGAACAAGGAAAGCUUUGUCUUCUUUGUGCUGGUGACAGCGUGCAGUGUGGUCGGGCUGGUUGGCAUCAUCAUGGCCGGAGUCUGCUGGUACAAGUUGCGUCGGAAGGUGAAGGCGGCCAGUGAUGUUGACUACCCAGCAUACGGGGUUACCGGGCCAACCAAGGAACGUCUUCCAUCCCCCGGGGACAGGAAGCUGGCACAGAGCGCCCAAAUGUACCACUACCAGCAUCAGAAACAGCAGAUGAUAGCCAUGGAGAGGGCGAAUGGUGAGAUGAAGCAUGAUGCGUCCGAGGACGAGUCAGAGGAGGAGAAUGAGGAAGGGGACUACACUGUGUAUGAGUGUCCUGGACUAGCCCCUACAGGGGAGAUGGAAGUCCGGAACCCGCUGUUCACCGGUGAUGCCCAGACCCCUGUAAAUGGAGAGACACCCGCCAACCUUCCCCACCCACCACAACAACAGGAAGAAUAGAAUGACUCAGCAAUAUCUGUUUUUAAAAAAAAAUGAUGCACAGAAAUAUUAAGUAUGAUGCACACAUAAUUUUUAUUGAUGUUAAAAAAUCCUUGAUAUUCUUUUUUUUUAAUAAGAAUGUUAGAUUUUAUGUGUAGAUACUUGCAACUAUUUGCAGAGUUUUAACAUAGAAUUAUACUUAAAAAGAAAGACAUGCUAUAGAGAUAAAAAGUAUUUAUUUUUGUAAUAAAAUGCUGGGACCAAUGAAUUGUAAUGCAUAAAGACACUAUUUAUCAACAUUGAUAGUUUAAAUCUUUUGUCAGGUAGUGACAAUACAUCUUUCAGAUCCUCUUAAUUAAAUUUUGGCAUUUGGCAUUGUUACUUUGUGUUCAGAUACAAUGUUUUGUUCCAUGUUAUAUGAAUGAACAUUGUUUUACCUUGACAGCAAACAAACAAGUGUCAUGUGCAAUAUGUGUACUGUUACGAUGUAAGAGUAAUUGAAGAAGUUGCUUGAAAGAUUAUGCUGUAUGUUAACUGUUGGCAGUAUCUGCUAUCAAUCAUUUAUGUUAAUGUGUUUAUGGAAUGAAAUAAAAGAAAUAUAAUGAUACAUAAAUAGCUUAAACCUACAUAAUUAUAUUUAUGCACUGCAAUGAAGAUUUAUGAGGAAAUAUUAUCCCUGUUUCAAUCAGGAAGAAGGAUAAUCUUAUGGAUUAGCUGCAUUUCAUCCAAUUGCUUAUACAAAUAUUCAAGGUCCUCACAGUUGAUUUAUCCAGAUAUAUUGUAUUAAUCAAUGAACGCAGCUUAUUACCAAUUACUUUUGAACAAGUUAAAACAUAAAUAGAUUUUAAAUGGGCCUCAUUAAAGUGUGACACAAUAAUGACCUUGUAACUUGUGCACAAUGUAAACACUGAUUUUAUUAGAAAUAGAGGAAAAAAGAAAACCAUUACAGGGGAUAUUUCCGUUUAAAUCUGUCAGAUAAAUAAUGUUUAUCAAAUGAGGAACAAACCAUUGUAUACAUGUGUUACUUCAUCCACAGAAAAACUAAUUUAACAGUUUUUCAUUCACAAUAUAUGACUCCUAUUUGCAUUUGAAAUUAUAUAUAAAUUGCUCCUGUUUAACUCAUUAUUUUUUAUCCAAAUAUAAGAAAUCCCUCAGUGUAUGAAAUCCAUUGCCAAAAAUGCUGACAAUAUUAUCUCACCAUUGGUUUACAUGCCGUUCACACUUAUAUAGUCGGAUUAUAAUAUGGUAUAUGAAUAAUUGAUGUAUUAGCCUUGCGUUGUGCUUGUUUUCUGUUUGUUAUGGUUUUAUUGAAGUAAAAUAUUCUCCUCCAGAGUUGUGAAAAUUUGAUAUAUACAUGACCAAUAUAAUUUUUUGUGAAAGUUUUUAAAGAUAGUGAAAAAAAUAAUUUUUUAAUGCAUAAUGAAAAACUAUCAGUUCUCACGAACUACCUUCACAUGUUUUUUUUUUCUCCAAGGAUUAUAUUGCGAUUAAUGUAGCCUGAUACUUGUGGUUUUCCUUCAUUUAGCUACCUCAUUGUGUGAUAAAAUCUCAUGUUGCUUUGUUUAUCUCAUUUACAUAGGAUAUACAUUGGUGUAUUUGAGUUGACAGAAUGUCCAUGUAUGAAUUGUUGUCAAGAGUGAUAUGUAUGCUUGUUACUUUUAUACUACAAAAAUUACACAUGUGUUAUUUUGAAACUAAGAAUCAUAUUGAAUUAUUGAUGCUUAUUUAUUUUACUUCUUCAACUUAUUUCUAAAUGAAAAGUUUCACAUAAAAAAUAUUGAGUUAUUUUUUAUCUUUAUUUCCUACGCAAAAGUAAUUAAAUGUUAUUUCCUACGUGAAAGUUAUUAAAAGUUAUUUUUAGUAUGUCUGGGUCUCCUAUUAUUGAUGUGCUAGGAUACUAGUGUAAUUUAGUUUGCUUACAAAAAUAACAGUUUGGUUUGUGAAUGUCUUACACGUGUGUUGAUCUUGGAAUUGUUUAAUUGAUGAUCAUGAAAAUCACAACAAGAAAUAUGAACAUGUUAUCAUCUUUUAGCGGUCAUAUUUACUUGAUACAGAAAGUCAUAUGACUUUGGUUUAGGGAUCAGAUUGGCCUAAACUUAUAUGGAAUAUUUAUAGUUUGAUUGUAUUUUAUGUAUUUUUCAUGUUUGUACUGUAAAUACAUUUCAUACAAACUAUGAAAGAGUCCAAUUUAUAACUUCACUACAUCGUUAUUUGAGAUAAACUGUCAUGGUAUUGAACCAUGCCUUUUUUUACUUUGUUGAUCAUAUAAUUUAAAUAUGAUGCAAAUUUUACCACAGGGACAUGCACCCACAAAAACUCUUGAAUCUUGUCUAUUGGCGUUCUGAGGAAAUUGUCAAAACACAAUUCACACAUUAAAAUAUCUGAACUGAUUUGUAUGAAACUUGUAAAUUAAUUCAUCCAAAAUGUUAAUUGAUUGGACAAUAUUUAUACAAAUAUUAUGAUUGACCAAUCAAAUUACAAACUAAAUUUUUAGUAAAUGAAAAGUGUUGUUACAGUACACACAUGAAUGAGUAGUUGUUUCCAUUUCAUUGGAAUGAAAUGUGCAAUACGAGAUGUGACAGCGAUUAUGUUCUUCGUUAGAUUCAAUUAAAAACGAUAGAACCUUUUUCGCUUUCACGCCUCAAAUAGUUCUUCACCAUGAUUGAAUGUGUUAUCAGAGCUGUGUUCUGUUAUAUGUUGGAAGGUAGAAACUUCAUGCUCAAGAAUCCUAACAGUUGAGUAAUCACACACUAUCUUUACUCUGACUAUAUUCUUAAGUCCAUGUAUAUGUUAAGACAUUAAGUGUUUUUUAAGCCGAUUUUUUGUUGUUGAGAAUAUCCAGUUUGAAUCAAAAGAAAAGUGUUUCUAGUAAAUUAUGGUGACACAAAUUUUGUGCAUAAAUGUGUUAUAUUUUUGUAAUUACAUGGGGUGUAAAGUUAUAAAAACUGGUAUGCUUAAAAAGUUUCUUGUGAGCUUGAAAAAAUAACUCAUAUUUUUCAAAGUGAAUCUCCAGUAAAAACCAUACAAUAAGUUUUUGUCUUUGGGAUACUUCGGCAUGAAGAUUUUGCCUCCCGAGUGUUAUGAUGAGGUAGGCAGGCCUUCACAGCCUGUAGUGGUGAGGGUUUAAACAUGUCCGGUGAGUCUUCAACAAGUAUGGGGACUUAGGCCACAUCAUUCCAAAAAAUACAAAAACUGCAGAUGUACAAAUGGGACCAUUAUUUAAAGUUGUUAAGUUGUUUUACAUAGAUGUGAGGUCAAUAGAUUUGGCUUUGGAAUAUGUUUAUUCAUUUCUAAAUCUAUUGAUUUUGAUACCUGUUUUUAUUAUUGUUAUUGUCUUGUUUUCAACAGUCGUUCCAUUAUUAGAAAAAAUAUAUAAAAAAUAUCAAAACAUUACUUUUUACACGCGUUGAAAAGUGAUGAAAGUCAAUUAAAAAACAAACAAUUUUGAAAAAAAUAGAAAUUUUAUAAUUAUAAUAUUUUUUGGUACUAACUUGUCAUCCACUCAUUUAGUUCAAUAUAGUUUUGUUUCAUAUUGACGAAAAUGGCUGUACCAUUGCUUCAGAAUUAUGCAUUUAUAUUUACUUCAGUUUUUUUCUGAAUUGUGUUUAUUAUUAAUUUGCAUGAAAAUUUAUUUCUACAAAAUCUUUGCAUGUAAAUUAGAUAUCUUUUUUUCUCCACAAAAUGUAUCACCUGAUUUAUUUGUAUUAUUUUACAUGAUUUCAAAGUUCUCGAGCUAUCUCGCACAUAUCUAUUUUUAUUUUAAACGAUUCUGGAAAAAAUGAUCUUUCAUGUAUUUUCUUUACAGCUGUUAAUCAUUCUGUCUUUCGAUUGUUAAUUAGCUUUCAAAUUUUUAAGUCAAUUUGAAAUAAAACUGUUGUAGCCCGA